Molecule: messenger RNA, 15054 nt
Organism: Hemicordylus capensis (graceful crag lizard)
Lineage: Eukaryota; Metazoa; Chordata; Lepidosauria; Squamata; Cordylidae
Gene: PLEC
Product: plectin
Exons: 35
Coding region: 16-14244 (4742 amino acids)
Biological process (GO): intermediate filament bundle assembly; wound healing
Cellular component (GO): keratin filament; cytoskeleton; membrane
Molecular function (GO): keratin filament binding; protein binding; structural molecule activity
Source: RefSeq, a predicted model, not a curated record
CCUGCCGGCAGCGCCAUGGUGGCCGGCAUGCGGAUGCCCCUGGAGCAGCUGCGGGCCAUCUACGAGCUGCUCUUCCGCGACGGGGUGCUGGUGGCCCAGAAGGACCGGCGCCCGCACAGCUUCCACCCGCAGCUGCCCGGGGUCAGCCACCUGCAGGUCCAGCGGGCCCUGGGCUCCCUGCGCUCCCGCGGCCUGGCCCGGCAGACCUUCGCCUGGCGCCACUGCUACUGGUACCUGACGGACGAGGGCGUCGCGCACCUGCGCCAGUACCUGCGCCUGCCCCCGGAGAUCGUGCCCAGCACCCUGCAGCGGGGCCGCCGGCCCGUGGCCACGCCGCGGCCCGUGGCCUCGCGCCCGCCUUGCGUCCAGAGCGUGGCGGGGCCGCUGGCCUGCCCCCCGAAGCCGCAGGAGGGCUCGCGGCAGGCCUAUCGCCGGAAAGAGGCGCCUCCCGCCACUGCCGGGCACGUGGUGGUGCUGGUGGCGGAGGAGCCGGCUGGCGUGGGCAGGCGGGCAGCGCCCCCCUCGGGGGCCUCCUCGGAUGGCAGUCCUGCUGCACAAGAUGAACGGGAUCGGGUCCAGAAGAAGACCUUCACCAAAUGGGUCAACAAGCACCUUAUCAAGCACUGGCGAGCAGAGGCCCAGCGCCACGUCAACGACCUCUACGAGGACCUGCGCGACGGACACAACCUCAUCUCCCUGCUGGAGGUCCUGUCGGGAGACACCCUGCCCAGAGAGCGCAACGUGAUCAGGAACUUGCGGCUGCCCCGCGAAAAGGGCCGGAUGCGCUUCCACAAGCUGCAGAAUGUGCAGAUCGCCUUGGAUUACUUGAAGCACCGGCAGGUGAAGCUGGUCAAUAUCCGGAACGAUGACAUUGCCGACGGCAACCCCAAGCUGACGCUGGGCCUCAUCUGGACCAUCAUCCUCCACUUCCAGAUCUCCGACAUCCAGGUGAGCGGCCAGUCGGAGGACAUGACGGCCAAGGAGAAGCUGCUGCUCUGGUCCCAGCGCAUGGUGGAGGGCUACCAGAGCCUGCGCUGCGACAACUUCACCAGCAGCUGGCGGGACGGGCGCCUCUUCAACGCCAUCAUCCACCGGCACAAGCCCCUGCUGAUCGACAUGAACAAGGUCUACCGCCAGAGCAACGUGGAGAACCUGGAGCAGGCCUUCUCGGUGGCCGAGCACGACUUGGGGGUGACGCGCCUGCUGGACCCCGAAGACGUCGACGUGCCGCAGCCGGACGAGAAGUCCAUCAUCACCUACGUCUCCUCGCUCUACGACGCCAUGCCCCGCGUGCCGGACGUGCAGGACGGGGUCAAGGCCAACGAGCUGCAGUUGCGCUGGCAGGAGUACUCCGAGGUGGUGACGCUGCUCUUGCAGUGGAUCCAGCACCACACGGUGGUUUUCGAGGAGCGGAAGUUCCCCACCAGCUACGAGGAGAUUGAGAUCUUGUGGCGCCAGUUCCUGAAGUUCAAGGAGACGGAGCUCCCCGCCAAGGAGGCGGACAAGAACCGCUCCAAGGCCAUCUACCAGUCCCUGGAGGCGGCCGUGCAGUCGGGGCAGCUGAAGGUGCCUGCUGGCUGCCACCCGCUGGACGUGGAGAAGGAGUGGGGCAGGCUGCACGUGGCCAUCCUGGAGCGGGAGAAGCUGCUGCGGGCCGAGUUCGAGAGGCUGGAGUGGCUGCAGCGCAUCGUCAGCAAGCUCCAGAUGGAGUCCGGGCUCUGCGAGGAGCAGCUCAACCAGGCCGACACCCUCCUGCAGUCGGACAUCCGGCUGCUGAAUGCCGGGAAGGCCCCGCAGAAGUCGGCCGAGGUUGAGCGGGACCUGGACAAGGCCGACGGCAUGAUCCGCGUGCUCUUCAACGACGUGCAGGCGCUCAAGGACGGGCGCCACCCGCAGGGCGAGCAGAUGUACCGCAGGGUCUACCGCUUGCACGAGCGCCUGGUGGCGAUCCGCACCGAGUACAACCUGCGCCUGAAGUCGGGCGCAGCAGCCCCCAUCGCCCAGGUGACCCUGCCGGCCACCCAGCAGCGCCCGCGGCAGGAGCUGGACGACGUGACGCUGCGCUACCUGCAGGACCUGCUGGCCUGGGUGGAGGAGAACCAGCGCCGCCUCGGGGCGGCCGAGUGGGGCGUCGACCUGCCCACCGUGGAGUCCCAGCUGGGCAGCCACCGGGGCCUGCACCAGUCCGUGGAGGAGUUCCGCGCCAAGAUCGAGAGGGCCCGGGCGGACGAGGCCCAGCUGUCUCCUGGCCCUCGGACUGCCUACCGGGACUGCCUGAGCAAGCUGGAUGCGCAGUACGCCAAGCUGCUGGCCGCCUCCAAGGCCCGGCUGCACCACCUGGAGGGCCUCCAUGGCUUUGUGGCAGCGGCCACCAAGGAGCUGAUGUGGCUGAACGAGAAGGAGGAGGAGGAGGUGGGCCACGACUGGAGCGAGCGCAACAGCAACAUGGCCGCCAAGAAGGAGAGCUACUCGGGGCUGAUGCGGGAGCUGGAGCAGCGCGAGCGGAAGAUCAAGGAGAUCCAGAGCACGGGAGACCGGCUGCUGCGGGAGGAGCACCCGGGCCGGCCCACGGUGGAGGCGUUCCAGGCUGCCCUGCAGACCCAGUGGAGUUGGAUGCUUCAGCUGUGCUGCUGCAUCGAAGCCCACCUGAAGGAGAACACCGCCUACUUCCAGUUCUUCUCGGAUGUGAAGGAAGCCGAGGAGUUUCUGCGCAAGACCCAGGAGACGCUGAAGAAGAAGUUUGCCUGCGACCGCUCGGUCACCGUGACGCGCCUGGAGGACCUGCUCCAAGACUCCCUGGACGAGCAGGAGCGGCUGGCCGCCUACCAGGGGCACCUGGCGGGCCUGGCCAAGCGGGCCAAGGCGGUGAUCCAGCUGAAGCCCCGCAGCCCCAGCACCCCACUGAAGGGCCGCCUGCCCCUCCGGGCCGUCUGUGACUACAAGCAGAUGGAGAUCACCGUGCACAAGGGAGACGCCUGCGCCCUGCUCAGCAACGCCCAGCCCUACAAGUGGAAGGUGCUGAACGCUGGCGGGAGCGAGUCCCUCAUGCCCUCCGUCUGCUUCCUGGUGCCCCCGCCCAACAAGGAGGCCUCGGACGCCGUCAGCAGGCUGGAGGCCACCCACCAGAGCCUGCUGGCCCACUGGCAGCAGCUGCACAUCGACAUGAGCAGCCUCCUCUCCUGGCAGUUCCUGCAGCGAGACAUCCAGCAGAUCCAGGCCUGGUCGCUCCUCAUCUUCCGGACGAUGCCCCCCGAGGACUACCGGCAGGCGCUGCGCAGCCUGGAGAGCCACUACCGGGACUUCCUGCGCCAGAGCCAGGAUGCGCAGAACUUCCUGCCGGACGACCGGCUGCAGGUGGAGCGCGACUACAGCGCCUGCACCCAGAAGUACGAGCUGCUGCUGCGGGGCCUGGAGAAAGGGGAACAGGAGGAGUCCUUGUGCCGGAACUUCAUCUCCCAGCUGAAGGACAUCCGCCUGCAGUUGGAGGGCUGUGAGUCGCGCACCACCCACAAGAUCCGCUCCCCGCUGGACAAAGAGCCCGCCAAGGAGUGUGCCCAGCGCAUCAGCGACCAGCAGCAAAUCCACCAGGAGCUGGAGGGCAUCCGGAAGAGCCUGGGGAAAGUGAGUCGGGGGACGGAGGAGGUGCUGGCCCAGCCGGAGCAGGCCGGCUCAGCCCCCACACUGCGCUCGGAGCUGGACGUCACCCUGCAGAAGAUGGAGCGCGUCUACAGCCUCUCCAGCAUCUACCUGGAGAAGCUGAAGACCAUCCACCUGGUGAUCCGCAGCACGCAGGGGGCCGAGGAGCUGGUCUGGCAGUACGAGGAGCAGCUGAAGGACGUGCAGACGGUGCCCGCGGAGCUCAAGGCGCUGGAGACGGCCAAGGCCGAGCUGAAGAGGCUGCGUGGGCAGGUGGAGGGGCACCAGCCCCUCUUCGGCACCCUGGAGGCGGACCUGGGCAAGGCCGGCGAGGUGAACGAGCGGAUGGUGCGGGGCCACAGCGAGCGCGACCUGGACCUGGACCGCUACCGCGAGCGGGUGCAGCAGCUGCUGGAGCGCUGGCAGGCCGUCCUGGCCCAGAUCGACCUGCGCCAGCGGGAGCUGGACCACUUGGGGCGCCAGCUGCGCUACUACCGCGAGAGCUACGAGGGGCUGAUCCGCUGGAUCCAGGACGCCAAGCAGCGGCAGGAGAGCCUCCAGGCCGUGCCCAUCACCAGCAGCCAGAGCGUGCGCGCCCAACUGCUGCAGGAGAAGAAACUCCUGGAGGAGUGCGACCGGAACCGGGAGAAGGUGGAGGAGUGCCAGCGCUUUGCCAAGCAGUACAUCGAUGCCAUCAAGGAUUAUGAGCUCCAGGUGGUCACCUACAGGGCCCAAGUGGAGCCCGUGGCUUCUCCAGCCAAGAAGCCCAAAGUCCAGUCUGCAUCGGACAGCGUCAUCCAGGAGUACGUGGACUUGCGGACUCGGUACAGCGAACUGACCACCCUCACCAGCCAGUAUCUCCGGUUCAUCACAGAGACUCUGCGGCGGCUGGAGGAAGAGGAGAAAGCGGCAGAGAAGCUGAAGGAGGUGGAGCGGGAGCGGCUGGCCGAGGUGGAGGCCCAGUUGGAAAAGCAGAAGCAGCUGGCCGAGGCCCACGCCAAGGCCAAGGCCCAGGCCGAGAAGGAGGCUCUGGAGCUGCAGCAGCUCAUGCGGGAGGAGGUGAGCAAGCGGCAGCUGGUGGCCGUGGACGCCGCGCAGCAGAAGCAGAACAUCCAGCUGGAGCUGGCGCAGAUGAAGCAGAACUCCGACCUGCAGGUGCAGUCCAAACUCAAGCUGAUCGAGGAGGCCGAGUUCAGCCGGCGGAAAGUGGAGGAAGAGAUCCACAUUAUCCGCCUCCAGCUGGAGGCCACGGAGAAGCAGAAGGCGGGGGCCGAGGGCGAGCUGCGGGCGCUGAGGGCCCGUGCUGACGAGGCUGAGCACCAGAAGAAGCUGGCCCAGGAGGAGGCGGAGCGCCUGCGCAAGCAGGUCAAGGAGGAGACGCAGAAGAAGAGGGAGGCCGAGGAGGAGCUGAAGCGCAAGGUGCAGGCCGAGCAGCAGGCGGCCCGGGAGAAGCAGAAGGCGCUGGAGGACCUGCAGCAGCUGCGCCUGCAGGCGGAAGAGGCCGAGCGCCGGAUGAGGCAGGCGGAGCUGGAGAAGGAGCGGCAGCUGCAGCUGGCCCAGGAGGUGGCCCAGAAGAGCGCGGAGGCCGACCUGCACAGCCGGCGCCUGUCCUUUGCCGAGAAGACGGCCCAGCUGGAGAUGUCCCUCAAGCAGGAGCACAUCACCGUCACCCACCUGCAGGAGGAGGCGGCCCGGCUGAAGAAGCAGCAGCAGGAGGCCGAGCAGUCCCGGGAGGAGGCCGAGCGGGAGCUGGAGAAGUGGCGCCAGAAGGCCAACGAGGCCCUGCGGCUGCGGCUGCAGGCCGAGGAGGUGGCCCACCAGAAGGCCCUGGCCCAGGAGGAAGCCGAGAAGCAGAAGGAGGACGCCGAGCGGCAGGCCCGGAAGAGGAGCAAGGCGGAGGAGUCUGCCCUGCGCCAGAAGGAGCUGGCCGAGGAGGAGCUGGAGAAGCAGCGGAGGCUGGCCGAGGGCACCGCCCAGCAGAAGUUCCAGGCGGAGCAGGAGCUGAUCCGUCUGAAGGCCGAGAUGGAGAACGGGGAGCAGCAGCGCCUGCUGCUGGAGGAGGAGCUCUUCCGGCUCAAGAACGAGGUGAGCCAGGCCAUCCAGAAGCGGAAGGAGCUGGAGGAGGAGCUGGCCACGCUGCGGGCCGAGAUGGAGCUGCUGCUGCGGAGCAAGGCCAAGACGGAGGAGGAGUCCCGCUCCACCAGCGAGAAGUCCAAGCAGAUCCUGGAGGCCGAGGCCAGCAAGCUGCGGGAGCUGGCCGAAGAGGCGGCUCGGCUGCGGGCCCUCUCGGAGGAGGCCAAGCGGCAGCGGCAGCUGGCCGAAGAAGAGGCUACCCGGCAGCGGGCGGAGGCAGAGAGGAUCCUCAAGGAGAAGCUGGCGGCCAUCAACGAUGCCUCGCGGCUCAAAGCGGAGGCAGAAAUCGCCUUGAAGGAGAAGGAGGCGGAGAACGAGCGCCUGCGGCGCCUGGCGGAGGACGAGGCCUACCAGCGGAGGCUGCUGGAGGAGCAGGCCGCCCAGCACAAGCAGGACAUCGAGGAGAAGAUCGCCCAGCUGAGGAAGUCCUCGCUCAGCGAGCUGGAGAGGCAGAAGGGCAUCGUGGACGAGACGCUGAAGCAGCGGCGCCUCAUCGAGGAAGAGAUCCGCGUCCUCAAGCUCAGCUUCGAACAAGCCUCUGUGGGCAAGGCAGACCUGGAGCUGGAGCUCACCCGGAUCAAGCAGAACGCCGAGGAGAUCCAGCGCAGCAAGGAGCAGGCCGAGCGCGAGGCCGAGAAGCUGCGCCAGCUGGCCUUGGAGGAGGAGACCCGCCGGCGGGAGGCGGAGGGCAAGGUCAAGCAGAUCGUGGCCGCUGAGCAGGAAGCUGCCCGGCAGCGCAAGGCCGCCCUGGAGGAGGUGGAGCGCCUGAAGGCCAAGGUGGAGGAGGCCAAGCGGCAGAAGGAGCUGGCGGAGCAGGAGUCCGAGAGGCAGAUCCAGCUGGCGCAGGAGGCCGCGCAGAAGAGGAUCGUGGCGGAAGAGGCGGCCCACCUGGUCGCCGUGCAGCAGAAGGAGCAGGAGCUGCUGCAGACCAGGAAGCAGGAGCAGAGCGUGCUGGGGAAGCUGAGGGAGGAGGCGGAGAAGGCCAAGAAAGCGGCCGAGGAAGCCGAGUCUGCGCGGGUCAGAGCCGAGCAGGACGCCACCCUCUCCCGGCAGCGGGUUGAGGACGCUGAGCGCAUGAAGCAGCAGGCCGAGGAGGAGGCUCAGGCCAAAGGCAGGGCCCAGGAAGAUGCCGAGAAGCUGCGGAAGGAGGCCGAGCUGGAGGCCGCCAGGAGGGCCCAGGCAGAGCAGGCGGCCCUCAAGCAGAAGCAGCUGGCCGACGCCGAGAUGGAGAAGCACAAGAAGUUUGCCGAGCAGACGCUCCGGCAGAAGGCCCAGGUGGAGCAGGAGCGGACCAAAGUCAAGCUGCGGCUGGAGGAGACGGACCGCCAGAAGAGCAUCCUGGAGGAGGAGCUGCAGCGGCAGAAGGAGGAGGUGGCGGGAGCCGUGAAGCAGAAGGCGCAGGCCGAGGAGGAGCUCUUCCGGGUGAAGGUCCAGAUGGAGCAGCUGGCCAAGCUCAAGGCCCGCAUCGAGGAGGAGAACAAGCGGCUCAUCGCCAAGGACAAGGACAGCACGCAGAAGUUCCUGGCCGAAGAGGCAGAGAGGAUGAAGCAGCUGGCCGAGGAGGCUGCGCGGCUGAACGUGGAGGCCCAGGAGGCGGCCCGCCUGCGGCAGCUGGCCGAGGAGGACCUGGGGCGGCAGCGGGCGCUGGCCGAGAAGAUCCUGAAGGAGAAGAUGCAGGCGGUCCAGGAAGCCACGCGGCUGAAGGCCGAGGCCGAGAUGCUGCAGAAGCAGAAGGAGCUCGCCCAGGAGCACGCCAAGAAGCUGCAGGAGGACAAGGAGCAGAUGCAGCAGCAGCUGGCGGAGGAGACCGAGGGCUUCCAGAAGACCCUGGAGGCCGAGCGCAGGCGGCAGCUGGAGCUCAGCGCCGACGCCGAGCGCCUGAAGCUGCAGGUGGCCGAGAUGAGCCUGGCCCAGGCCAAGGCGGAGGAAGAGGCCAAGCGCUUCAAGAGGCAGGCGGAGGAGAUCAGCACCAAGCUGCACCAGACGGAGCUGGCCACCCAGGAGAAGGUGACGCUGGUGCAGACGCUGGAGAUCCGCCGGCAGCAGAGUGACCAGGAUGCCGAGAAGCUGCGGAAAGCCAUCGCCGAGCUGGAGAAGGAGAAGCAGAGGCUGCAGCGGGAGGCAGAGCUGCUGCAGCAGAACGCAGAAGAGAUGCAGACUGCUCAGAAGGAACAGUUGCGCCAGGAGACGCAGAUGCUGCAGCAGACCUUCCUGUCGGAAAAGGACACCCUCCUGCAGAAGGAGCGAUUCAUUGAGGAGGAGAAGGCCAAGCUGGAGAAGCUCUUCAAGGACGAGGUUCACAAAGCCCAGAGCCUGAAGGCCGAGCAGGAGCGCCAGCAGAGGCAGCUGGAGACGGAGAAGCAGCAGCUGAAGGCCGGCCUGGAGAAUGCCCAGAAGAAGCAGGCGGAGGCGGAGGAGAACGUCCGCCAGAAGCAGGAGGAGCUGCAGCAGCUGGAAAAGCAGCGGCAGCUGCAGGAGAAGCUCCUUGCGGAGGAGAACCAGAAGCUCCGGGAGAGGCUCACACGGCUGCAAGAGGAGCAGAGGGCCGCCCUUGCUCAGACCCGGGAGAUCAUGAUCCAGACUGACGACCUUCCUCAAGAGGCGGCGGUUCCUUCUGUCCAGGUGCCUCAGGCGAAAGCGGUGCCCAAUGGCCGAGACGCGGUCGAUGGCCUGGCUCAGAACGGUGAGCCGGAGUUGGUGUUUGAGGGCAUCCGGCAGAAAGUGUCCGCCAAGAAGCUGGCAGAGGCUGGCAUCUUGAGCAGAGACUCCUUGGAGAAGCUGACCACAGGGGCGGUGACCGUGCAGGAGCUGUCGCAGAGGGACGACCUCCAGAGGUACUUGCGGGGCACCAGCAGCAUCGCUGGCCUCCUGGUCAAGCCCACCAACGAGAAGAUGAGCCUCUACCAGGCCAUGAAGCAGCAGCUGCUGAGCCCAGGCACGGCUCUCAUCCUGCUGGAGGCCCAGGCGGCCUCCGGCUUCCUCAUCGAUCCCGUGAGGAACAAGAGGCUCUCCGUCAGUGAGGCGGUGAAAGAGGGAGUUGUUGGGCCCGAGCUGCACAACAAAUUGCUGUCUGCGGAGAGGGCCGUGACUGGCUAUAAAGACCCCUAUACUGGGGAAAAGAUUUCCCUCUUCCAAGCCAUGACCAAAGAUCUCAUUGUUCAAGACCACGGCAUCCGUCUCCUGGAGGCCCAGCUUGCCACAGGGGGCCUCAUUGAUCCCAUCAACAGCCACCGCCUGCCUGUGGAAACGGCAUACAAGCGAGGCUACUUCGACAAGGAGAUGCAACGGAUCCUCUCCGAUCCUUCUGAUGACACCAAGGGCUUCUUUGAUCCCAACACCCAGGAGAACCUGACGUACCUGCAGCUGAUGGAGAGAUGUGUGACUGACCCAGAGACGGGACUCUCCUUCCUGCCACUAACGGACAAGGCGGCCAAAGGCAGAGAGCUGGCCUACACAGACCAAGAGGCCAGGGACAUCUUCCAGAAAGCCACAGUGUCUGCUCCCUUUGGCAAAUUUAAGGGGAAGACUGUGACCAUCUGGGAAAUCAUUAACUCUGAGUAUUUCACGGAGGAGCAGAGGCGGGACCUUCUGCGCCAAUACAAGACUGGGAAGAUCACUGUGGAGAAGAUCAUCAAGGUCAUCAUCACCGUGGUGGAGGAGAGCGAGAAGAAGAGCCAGCUCUGCUUUGAGGGGCUCCGGGCUCCUGUGCCAGCUGCUAAGUUACUGGAGAGCAAGAUCAUCGACAAGGAUCUUUACAACCAGCUGCACCAGGGGAAGAAGUCUGUGAAGGAGGUCGCCAACAUGGAUGCCAUUAGGAGGUACCUCAAGGGCUCCGGCGCCAUUGCGGGCAUCUUGGUAGAGUCAACUGGCCAGAAGCUCUUGGUCAAUGAUGCCUUGAAGAAAAACCUCCUGAAGCCGGAAGUUGCCCUGAUGCUGCUGGAGGCCCAGGCUGGAACUGGAUACAUCAUUGACCCCGUGAGGAAUGAGCAGCUUCCUGUAGAUGAAGCCGUGAGAGCAGGCAUGGUUGGGCCCGAGCUGCAUGAGAAGCUGCUGUCUGCAGAGAAGGCUGUGACUGGCUACAAGGACCCCUACACGGGGCAGGUGGUCUCUCUCUUCCAAGCCCUGGAAAAAGGCCUCAUCCCUAAGAACGCUGGGGUCCGUCUAUUGGACGCUCAGCUUGCCACUGGGGGCAUCAUUGAUCCUGUGAACAGCCACCGUCUCCCCCUCGAUGUGGCCUGUAAGCUGGGCUUCUUCAGUGAGGAUAUGAAUAAGGCCCUCUCUGCCCCCGCUGACGAUGCCAGACUGUACUAUGACCCCAACACCCAAGAAAGCCUCACCUAUGCUCAGCUGCAGAGGAAGUGCCAGGCAGAUAAGCAGACGGGCCUCUCCCUGCUGCCCCUCUCGGACCAGGCCAUACGGCUUCAGCAGGAGGAGGUCUUCUCCGACAGCCAGGCCAAGGAGACCUUUGGCAAGGCUGUCGUAGAAAUCCCAUCAGGCAGCUUCAAAGGCAAGACAGUGACCAUCUGGGAGCUGAUUCACUCGGAAUAUUUCACCGAAGAACAGAGGAGAGAGCUGAUUCGGCAGUACAAAUCGGGCAAGGUCACCAUCGAGCGGCUCAUCAAGAUAAUCAUCACGAUCGUAGAAGAGACAGAGGCCAAACAGCAAGAGAAGCUGACCUUCAGUGGCUUGCGGGGCCCUGUGCCUGCCCGUGAGCUGCUGGACGCCAAGAUCCUUAGCAAAGCCCAGUACGGGCAGCUGAAGGAAGGAAAGAAGUCCGUGAAAGACUUCUCUGAGACGGAGGCCGUGAGAAGAUACUUGCAGGGGAGUGACUGCAUCAGUGGGGUCUACGUGGAAGAAACCAAGGAGAAGCUGAACAUCUACGAGGCCAUGAGGAGGAACCUGCUCUUGCCCAGCACAGCAACCGUCCUCCUGGAGGCCCAGGCGGCCACCGGCUUCAUGGUGGACCCCGUGAGGAACCAGAAGCUGUACGUUCACGAGGCAGUGAAGGCUGGCGUUGUGGGGCCCGAGCUGCAUGAAAAGCUGCUUUCGGCCGAGAAGGCCGUCACUGGGUACAGAGACCCUUACUCGGGGAACACCAUUUCCCUUUUUGAGGCUAUGAAGAAGGGGCUUAUCCUGAGGGAACACGCCAUCCGCCUGCUGGAGGCCCAGAUGGCCACCGGGGGCAUCAUCGACCCCGUCCACAGUCACCGCCUCCCUGUGGAGGUGGCCUACAGGCGGGGCUACUUUGACGAAGCCAUGAACCAAACCCUCUCAGACCCCACAGACGACACCAAGGGCUUCUUUGAUCCCAAUACCAAGGAGAACCUCACCUAUCUGCAGCUGAAGGAGAGAUGCAUUGAAGAUCCCGAGACGGGCCUCUACCUCCUGCCCCUAAAGCAGCCUGAGAGACCCACGGUAGUGGAGACCACCCAGGUGUACACAGAGGCGGAGACCAAGAAGGUGUUUGAGGAGACCCAAGUGGACAUCCCAGUGGGAGACCUGGCUGGUUCCUCCAUGUCUCUGUGGGACAUCAUGCACUCGGACAUCAUCCCGGAAGAGCAGCGCAAGCGCCUGAUGGAGGAGUUCCGCUCUGGCCAGGUGACGAAGGAACGCAUGAUUAUCAUCAUCAUCGAGAUCAUAGAGAAGACAGAGAUCAUCCGGCAACAAGACCUCACCUCCUAUGACUAUGUCCGACGUCGCAUCACUGCUGAAGAUCUCUACGAGGCCAAGAUCAUCUCCCUCGAGAUAUACAAAGCCCUAAAGCAGGGUUCCAAGACCAUCCGUGAGAUUCUAGAGAUGGAGACCAUCUGGAAAUACCUCUAUGGCAGUGGCUGUGUGUCUGGCAUCUACAUCCCGUCCAACAAACAGAAGCUCAGCAUCUACCAGGCCAUGAAAAAAGGGCUGGUCAGUCCUGAGGUGGCUCGACCCUUGCUGGAAGCCCAGGCAGCCACUGGCUUCAUUGUUGACCCCGUCAAGAAUGACAUGCUAACUGUAGAUGAAGCUGUCAGGAAAGGUGUGGUGGGCCCAGAGAUGCACGACCGACUCCUGUCUGCCGAGAGAGCUGUGACUGGUUACCGUGACCCUUACAGUGAGCAGAAAAUCUCUCUUUUCCAAGCCAUGAAGAAGGAUCUCAUCCCUUCGGAAGAAGCCCUCCGAUUGCUAGAUGCACAGCUGGCCACAGGAGGCAUCAUAGAUCCAUACCUGGGCUUCCACUUGCCCUUAGAAAUUGCCUAUCAGCGUGGCUACUUCAAUCGGGAGACGCACGAGCAGCUGUCUGAGCCCAGCGAGGUCCGCAGCUACGUGGACCCCUCCACAGAUGAGAAGCUCAGCUAUGCCCAGAUCUUAAAGCGGUGCAGGAAGGACGAGAACACGGGCUGCCUCCUGCUGCCGCUCUGCGACACGCGGAAGUUGACCUUCAGGGGCCUGAGGAAGCAGAUCAGCGUUGAGGAACUGGUGCGGUCCAAGGUCAUGGAUGAAGCUACUGCCCAGCGCCUCCAGGAAGGCUUAACCUCUGUGGAAGAAGUCUCUAAAAACUUGCAGAAAUUCCUGGAGGGCACCAGCUGCAUUGCUGGCGUGUAUGUGGACUCUUCCAAGGAAAGGCUCUCUGUGUACCAGGCCAUGAAGAAAGGAAUCAUCCGCCCUGGCACAGCCUUCGAGCUGUUGGAGGCCCAGGCAGCCACAGGGUACGUCAUCGACCCCAUCAAAGGCCUCAAGUUGACUGUGGAGGAAGCUGUACGCAUGGGCAUUGUGGGCCCCGAAUUCAAGGACAAGCUGCUUUCAGCAGAGCGGGCGGUGACGGGCUACAAGGACCCUUACUCGGGCAAGCUGAUCUCCCUCUUCCAAGCCAUGAAGAAAGGGCUGAUCCUGAAAGACCACGGGAUCCGCUUGCUGGAAGCUCAGAUUGCCACAGGAGGCAUAAUUGAUCCAGAGGAGAGCCAUCGUCUGCCCGUGGAGGUAGCGUAUAAGAGAGGCCUGUUUGAUGAGGAAAUGAAUGAAAUCCUCCUGGAUCCCAGUGAUGACACCAAGGGGUUCUUUGACCCAAACACAGAGGAGAACCUGACCUACUUGCAGCUGAUGGAGAGGUGCAUCACUGACCCAGAGACGGGGCUCUGCCUGUUGCCCUUGAAGGAGAAGAAGCGAGAGAGGAAGACUUCCUCCAAGUCCUCCGUCCGCAAGCGCAGGGUCGUGAUCGUUGAUCCGGAGACUGGGAAGGAGAUGUCUGUGUAUGAAGCCUACCGCAAAGGCCUCAUUGACCACCAGACCUAUCUGGAGCUCUCUGAGCAGGAAUGUGAGUGGGAAGAGAUCACCAUUUCCUCUUCCGAUGGAGUCGUCAAGUCCAUGAUCAUUGACCGGAGGUCAGGGCGGCAGUACGACAUUGACGAUGCCAUCGCGAAGGGCUUGAUAGACCAGUCCGCCCUGGACCAAUAUCGCGCAGGCACUUUGUCCAUUACGGAGUUUGCAGACAUGCUGUCUGGCAAUAUGAGUGGAUUCCGCUCCAGAUCUUCCUCCGUAGGCUCCUCUUCUUCCUAUCCUGUAAGCCCAGCCCACACAAGGGCUCAGCUGACGUCUUGGAGUGACCCCACUGAAGAGACUGGUCCAGUUGCUGGCAUCCUAGACACAGAGACCCUAGAGAAAGUAUCCAUCACGGAAGCCAUGCACCGCAAUCUGGUGGACAAUAUCACUGGCCAGAGACUGCUGGAGGCUCAGGCCUGCACUGGUGGGAUCAUUGACCCCAGCACCGGGGAGAAGUUCUCUGUGGCGGAUGCUGUCAACAAGGGCCUGGUUGACAAGAUCAUGGUGGACAGGAUCAACCUUGCUCAGAAGGCUUUCUAUGGCUUUGAGGACCCAAGAACCAAGACCAAGAUGUCUGCUGCCCAAGCCUUAAAGAAGGGCUGGCUGUACUAUGAAGCUGGCCAGCGGUUCCUGGAAGUGCAGUAUCUGACGGGCGGGCUCAUCGAGCCAGACGUGGCUGGCCGGGUCUCCCUCGAUGACGCUCUGCAGAAGGGCACCAUCGAUGCCCGGGCAGCUCAGAAGCUGCGGGACGUCGGCACCUACUCCAAGUACUUGACCUGCCCCAAGACCAAGCUGAAGAUCUCCUACAAGGACGCCAUGGAGAGGAGCAUGACCGAGGAGGGCACCGGCCUGCGCCUGCUGGAGGCCUCCUCCCAGUCCAGCAAGGGCUACUACAGCCCCUACAACGUCAGCGGCUCAGGCUCCGCCUCGGGCUCUCGCUCGGGCUCACGGACUGGCUCCCGGUCGGGCUCCAGGCGAGGGAGUUUUGAUGCCACCGGAUCCGGCUUCUCCAUGUCCUUCUCCUCCUCCUCCUACAGCUCAUCAAGUUAUGGGCGCCGAUAUGCCUCCGGUACCAGCGGCGGCAGCAGCAGCUCCUCAGAUGCAGCCACCCUCCGCCCUGCCUCGUCCCCCCUGAACGGGAAGCUCCUGGACCUGCCGGGGUCACAGCUGUCCAUGGCGUAACGCCCCCUCCUGCCUCCAUUGGCCCAGGAGAACUUUUGCAUUUAUCCUGCUCUGCAUGUGGUCAAGCGACUGGCUAAUCCUAUCAUCAUCUUCAUCAUUAUUAUUAUUAUUGCUGUUAUUUUUUAAUGUUUAAAACCCAUUAUUCUUCCAAAGCAGUGCCUAAAGUUUAACCAAAAAGACUAGACUAAUAUAUAUAUACAUACAUAUAUAUAUAUAUAUUAAUAUAUAAUGAUUGUUCUGGCAGCAUUUGUAUAUUGAGAGAGAAGAGAGAUGGCGCCCAGGGCCCCUCCGUUCCUCCGCUUCUUUCUGUUGGUGCCACUCCGUCUGCAGCGUGGAAGACUCCCCAGGCCCUGCCGAUGCCCGCUGCACCCUGGGGGGCUCCCGCCUGCAGCCCAGCCCAGCCCAGGCCUUUCCCCAUGAGCCUUGCCAACUCCACCCUUCCCCCAGAGGAGGAGACGCCCCCUGUGCCAAGCCUGCACCAGGGAAGGAAGAGCCGGCCACCAGCCUUGCUUGUACUCCAGAGACCCCCACCGCCGCCGCCACCACCCUCCGACAGCAGCGCCUGCCCCCUCUUCCCACUGGCCCUCCAGAGGAUGACCCAGGAGAGCUGCUUCUCCCGGCUGCCCCUUGGUUGGCCUCCCUCCAGCACGGGGACCCGGACCGCGGACUACCGUGAUUCCUAGCCCCGCCAAAGAAGCCCUCUUGUCCCUGGCAGAGCUCCUGAGCUGCCUUUCCGACACCAGCAAGUCUCGGAUCCCCUGGAGAGGAGUCCUGCGGGCAACCUCUCCUCCGCUGGACUCACCCACAAAG